This is a messenger RNA of Paramacrobiotus metropolitanus, 2182 nucleotides long. Its product is annotated as pancreatic lipase-related protein 2-like. Bases 193 to 1776 code for a protein of 527 amino acids. The record is from RefSeq and is a predicted model, not a curated record. NCBI's taxonomy places the organism in Eukaryota, Metazoa, Tardigrada, Eutardigrada, Parachela, Macrobiotidae. Gene Ontology annotation, biological process: lipid metabolic process. The transcript is spliced from 9 exons. Gene Ontology annotation, molecular function: lipase activity; carboxylic ester hydrolase activity.
AAACCAACUGUUAUCAUGAACCGAGAUAAAGAACGUUGGAUGUAGAAUUAAUUACAUAUCCAGUUUUAAAAUGUCCAUAGGAGUACGUUGAGGAGCUACGCACUUGCUUCGAUCUGACUUUGCCGGGCCUGUUUGAUUUGGACUGUUUUUGAUGUUUUGUUAAUUUACAUUUUACUUUUGCCAUCUGGGAAAAUGCUCACUCACUUUCUAGUGUUUAGUCUACUCGGUUUGCUUUGUUUCGUGAGCGCUGUUCCGUACCGCACCCGAACGAUCCACAUUGGUCCGCAAGAUGAAGUGGAAGAUCCGAUGUACCUGUACCGCAGCAUGGUGGCCUCGGUUGCCGAAUACAAAGCCGCCAAGGCAUUCGAGGAAUCCCGAGCUAAACUGGGCGUGCGGUCAACUACGCGCGAUGAUCAUGUCUGCUACGGCGAUUUAGGAUGUUUCUUCAAGAACGGUACCUACGGAAAUUUCUGGAUGUUACCAUAUUCACCGGAAUAUCUGGAAACGAAAUUCCUGCUGUACACGAGCGCUGGCCAGAAAGAUCCACAGCUGCUGCAGUACGAUAAACCGGAGACGUUGACUGGGUCGGCGUUUCGUGCUGAUUGGCCGACGACUGUCUUUAUGCAUGGCUUUGGCAAUGGACCGCACACGGCAUGGACACCAAGCUUUCAGGCUGCUAUUUUCCACUCGAUUCCGCAAGGAAAUUACAUUUUUGUCGAUUGGAGCAUCGGUGCUAGGCCGCCAAACUACUGGGCAGCGUCCGCCAACACCCAAGUUGUUGGAGCGCAAGUGGCCAAACUUAUUGCGGCUCUCAACACACAUACAGGAACAACAUCAGAUAAAUUCCAUAUCGUGGGAUAUUCACUGGGAGCCCAUGCUGCCGGUUUCACUGGACACCGACUUGUCCAAUACGGCCAUAAGCGGGCUGGUCGCAUCACCGGUCUGGACCCGGCUGGACCGAUUUUUGAAGAUGGGCAUGGUGAUGCAAUUUUAAGCAGUGGCGACGCCGAUUUUGUUGCCGGCUUGCACGCCAAUGGGGCCACGCUGACCAAUGGUGGAUUUGGAUUGUACAAACGCGUCGGAGACAUUGACUUUUAUCCCAACGGAGGACAAUAUCAACCUGGAUGUCCCCAUGCCAUCUGGGGAACGUUAGGCAAUUUGCUGACCUUUAAUUUUGGCGAUAUGCCGGAGUCAGUGAAAUGCAACCAUCAUCGUGCCAUCGAAUUAAUCAUGGAAGCCUUGGAUCCACACUGCAGUCAUCACAGUUAUGCGUGCGAAAACUGGGAGUCUUUUAAAGAAGGCCAGUGCGAUCCCGAACCAGACGGCAAUAUGGGCAUUUUCUUCACCCAUACCAAAUCCGAUCUACAGCACUUCCUGCUUACCAAGGACGCAGACGGAUUUUGUGCAAAUGCUGUAAAAAUCUCACUGGAAAUUGCCUCAACAUCAGAAGAUUCCGAAGGCAGUCUGACAGUAAUCUUCGUCCAUAACGAUGGUAGAGUGGAAACAGUAGAACAGCUAGCGAAGGACGAAGGAUUACCAGCCGGAAAGAUUGUGACGGAAGUAGUGCCCAGUCGUUUCCCUGUGGCCGAUAUUGCUCAAAUUAAAAUCGAAUACACACCCGAUUGUGGAUGGAUCUGGUGCAGCGCAGACCGGAUAAAUAUGGAGCGUAUUACUGUGGAAAAUUUAGCUGUUUCAGGAAACAAGAAGUGCGGAGGAUACGAAAUCUUGUACAAAGAAGAUGUGACGACAAUCUACCUUUCACCGUGCACAGCUUAACGCGACGUGGAAUGCAAUUAAGACCAGCAGCAACCUAACGAUAUGUCAAAACACCGGCCAUAGUGUAGAAACUGUUUAUAACACCGAGCUUAAAGCUUCAAACGUUAAAGAUUUUACGCACUGAUUUUGUAUCUAAAUUAAUUUUGACAAUGACAAUUUCCUAAAUGCUUGUACUGUGAAAGACUGAAGAAAACUGCUUUGCAGUGCGUAACUCAUGCGUUCGAUGCAAAACCACAAUGGUCCAUCGACAUGACAGUAAAUACCAGUCAAGAGUUGGUUUUUGUGAAGAUGAAUAACUUCGGAAUUUUGUGACAAGGGGUAACUGCAUCCGACGUUUCUCAUUUUUACCGCUUUCAGUCAGAAAAAGACUGAUGUACUUACCUCUGGUAUCACUACAUUUGCAUUU